This is a messenger RNA of Pseudo-nitzschia multistriata, 1359 nucleotides long. The record is from the annotation of a GenBank genome assembly. NCBI's taxonomy places the organism in Eukaryota, Bacillariophyta, Bacillariophyceae, Bacillariales, Bacillariaceae.
CGUACUGUACGAUAGUACCGUACAGUAAUGUUCCCCGCAAUGAUAGGUGCCAAUCCUACCAUACGGUACGUACGAUACGUACCUACCCCCCUUUCUUUUUCAUGACCGUUUCUUCCAUUUUCGAAUUGCUUCGAGUCAAGACGUUCUUGUGCUGGUACGUACGAGUCAGUACGAGAAGGGACUCGAUCCUACGAUACAAAUAUCGAAAUCAAUCAUCACGAACAGACCACAAACAAAACACACACCUCAAGGCAACAUAACGCAACGAUGAACUCCCUCGCAGCCGCAAACGGCGGCGGCGCCACCGAAACCAGCGCGUCCACGAAGAAGAUCAUCGACCUUUCCGACAAGCUGGAGAAGACGGCCUGCUACGCGCGAAACGAACACAGCCGGUUUCCCUGGACGAAUCUCCUCAUCGGCGACACCCGACUCGGCUGCAAGUCCGAUGCCGACGAGCAGCUCAUUCUCCACUUUGAAUUCAGCGAGUUCGUUCGGGUCCACUCGAUAAAACUCACCGAAUUCAACAACGGGGUGGAACCGGAAGAAAACCCGACGCGUGAGUAUAUAAUGGACACGGACGCUACGGAGAUGGAUGUGACGCGUCGGUAUUGUUCUUCGAACGACUAUCGGUGACAGCAACGAUAACGUGCUGGUAGCUAGCAGCAGACCAACUUAGGAACGAAACUCCCUAAACUUUAUUGCACGAUGAAAUUCGACAUUGCUUUUCGGCAUUGUGUACUAAACUCGGUGGAAUUGGAUGGAACGAAAUGGGAUGAUAAUCUACUAGUUCCGAUGUUUUCAUGCCGACCUGAUUCAUUCGUGACGGCAUUGAUAUUCGUUCCUCUAUUACACUCACUCAACAGGACUGAAAUUUCCUUCUUCUCUUCUUUUCUCCACCAUUUUUAAUGAAUGGAAACGUGAAUUGAAAUGUUUUUAUUUCAAUGGAUUUGCUACGGUAAUAUUUUCUUCGGUUUAAAAAAAACGCAAACCACGAUCAUAUCCACAGGUGUCUUGCUCUUUGUCAAUCGCAACAACCUGGGAUUCGAAGACAUCGACGACGUCGAUCCGACCACAACGCUCGAAUUGACGGCCGAAGACCUGAAAGAAAACGCCGACAAUCUGCUCCUCAAAUUCGUUCAAUACCAGCGGGUCAAGAGCAUAACCCUCUUUAUCGAAGACAACAACGGGGGCGAGGUGAGCGCCCUGGGCGGACUCAAGUUCUAUGGCCUUCCAGUCGCCACCACGAACAUGGCCGAUUUCAAAAAGCAGGGAUGAGGUCGUUAGAACCUUUGUCCACCAACCGCAACAACAACAACAACUUUGAGGACAUGCUCGAUACCCAAAUUCGCAUUGCAUUUA